Messenger RNA from Cylicostephanus goldi, 422 nucleotides. The record is from the annotation of a GenBank genome assembly. Lineage: Eukaryota; Metazoa; Nematoda; Chromadorea; Rhabditida; Strongylidae.
UUGCACUUUUUUCGUUUUUAUAGGUCUUUGACUCUUUAUGAAAGGCAACCAUGGACGUAUCAACAAGCACCGCAGUUUCUGCCAACAAUUGCUGGUUAUGUGAAAGCCUGGUCCGAAAAUGUCGUACAGCUGACAGUUAAGGGUUCCGGCCAUUUUGUACCCAUGGAUCGACCCGCGCAAACACUUCAAAUGCUUGUCAACUUUUUGAGAAAUAAUUACAAUUACAGCACACCAAUAUUCGAUGUUGACACUACUCCGCAGCCAACACUUGCUCCGAUAUCACCUCCUAAAUGCACGCGCAAAGAGUCUGACAGAAUUAUAUCGAUGCCCGGUUUGGAUUGGAGUCUACCCUUCAAGCAAUAUUCAGGGUUCCUCAAAGGAUCUGACACUCAUAUGCUACACUACUGGUAUUCGAUAUAAUC